AUGGCAGGAGAUAAUCUAAACAGUCAGAUUGACCGCCAUGAGACCUCCAAGACUAGUGAACAUGAAGAGAAUGGAAAAGAAUUUGAAGAUUGGUUGAAAAAGGGAGACACACCUGAUUGGUCGAAAGAGGGAGAUACACCCACUGAUGAGCAACCUUACGUGCAUGAAGAUUUAUCUACUCAAAAUAACGACUUGGGCCUACAAGAUGAUGAGAACCUGCAUGAAAAUGAUAUACAUGAAAAUACUCAUGCUAUCAGCGACGAUGACCCUCCUAGACAUCACGAAAAUACAAGUGAGUUCCAGGCACCAGUGGAGCCCACUCGACCCACAAGGAUUCGGUCACAACCAUCACAUUUGAAGGACUAUGCAGUGAAGCUUCCACCUUCGAUAGACCAUGCAAACCCGUCUCACGAUCAAGCCUCCUCCACGGUUUGCUUUCAAAGUUUCACACGGGUGGAUACCUCCAUUCCAAUUGGACCUCUGCCCACAUGGUUGCGCAAGAUGCCCUUCAAGUUCUUAGAUCUCUCUCAAAACAAACUCAUCGGUCCUUUGACAAACCUUCCUAAUAUUGGGAAAUUUGAUGUGUUUGGAUAUGGAUUUUACCCAGGAUUAUUUCUGCAAGAUAACCUUUUUAAUGGGUCGAUUCCAAGAGGUGAACUUCGUGGAGAAUGGGGGAAUUUAAAAGGCCUAAUGGUCUUAGAUUUUGGUGAUAAUAAUUUUUUUGGGAAUAUACCAGAAAGGAUCAGAGAAAAACUUCCAUAUUUGAUGGUUUUAAGGUUACGCGGAAAUAACUUCACUGGUGGAAUUCCUCGAUCUGUGUGCAAUGUUUCAGAACUUCAAAUUUUGGAUGUUGCAUUCAAAAACUUAACAGGAAUCAUCCCUAAUUGUCUAGGACGGUUGAGUGCCAUGGUAUACCGUAGCCUAGAUGGGAGUCUUACCUUUGUGGAUGCUGAGUAUGAGAAUGUGAAUCAAGUCGUGAAAGGUGUUGAUCGCGAAUAUACAACAGCAUGGCAAAUAAUGUUCAACAUGGAUCAUUCAAGCAAUAAUCUUGUCGAAGGGAUUCCGGUCGAGCUAACUGCGCUUUCUAUGUUGAUGGGUCUCAAAUUGUAUAAUAAUCAUCUAAGUGGGCUCAUUCCCGAAAGCAUUGGAAACAUGACGAAAUUAGAAUCUUUGGACUUCUCAAAAAAUGAGUUGACCGGGAUAAUCCCUCCAAGCAUGGCCUCUUUAAACUUUUUGAGCCGCUUGAAUUUGUCACACAACAACUUGUUUGGAGAAAUUCCAACAGGAAAUCAAUUGCAGACCCUUGAUGAUAUGUCAAUAUAUAUUGGCAACAAAGAUCUAUGUGGAGCUCCAUUGCCAAAGAAUUACUCAAUUGGUUUCCUCAGGAAAUCAAUUGCAGACCCAACAACGCAUGAGAAGAAAGAUGAAACGCCUGAUGGGCCGACGAAGGUAUGGUUGUACCUAGAUAUAAUAUUUGGUUUUGCAAUAGGGUUUUCGGGUGUUAUUGGCGUUUUGUUGUUCAAGAAGCAGUGGAGAAACAAGCUUUUCAUGUUUUCUGAGGAAACCAUGAACAAGUUAUAUGUUGUUGUUAUGGUAAGAGUUGCCAAGAUUAAGAGAGGAAGAGAAGCCUUAUAG
Molecule: messenger RNA, 1635 nt
Organism: Lactuca saligna
Lineage: Eukaryota; Viridiplantae; Streptophyta; Magnoliopsida; Asterales; Asteraceae
Source: the annotation of a GenBank genome assembly